UCCAAGUCGUUCUUUGUUUGUGCCAUUUACUGUAUUCGUGUUCGCACGCCGCGCUGGUGUGGUCUUUGCGACUUACAUAUCUAAAUAGGUGUUCAAAUGUCAUUGGUUAGGGGGCUGCUUAUUGUCAUUCUAACGUUGUUGCUCUAUGUCACAUCAUCGGUGUUUGGUGGUUUAAGUGGUGGCAGUGGCAGUGACGGUGACGGUGACGGUGACGGCAGCAACGGUUACGUUGGUCACAAUUUAAGCGACUUUACACAACAUCGCCAAAAGCGUGGAUUAAUUUUCCAGAAUGGUGGCAUUGCUAAGAUUGUUUUUGGUCCCGUCUUUCCCAUCGUCCUAGGUGAUGCCAUAUCUUGGCGUUCGAUUUUAAGUUUAAUCGUCUUUCAUUGUGGCGAAUUCAAAGUACCCGAUUCUCCUCUUUAUCCAUGGGAUAAAUGGGAAAAUAUCUACGCUCGUUCUCAAAGUAACCUUGGCCAAUUGGAGCCUGACAUAUCGCGUGAGUUCAUCUAUACAGCCAUUGAGUAUUUUAUGGAGAGAUCCCAUGGAAUUGGAAGAACAUGCCUAUUGCGUUCAAUAUGUGAAAAUGCUCAAGUACAUCAUCAUAUGGAUGUUUUUGGAGAGGUUCUAAAUGUGAUCUUAACACCCGGCAAAGAGACUUUGGAUCCCGUCUAUCAAGAGGCCUAUCAAAUUGGAAGCAAUGGUGCAGAUUGUUUUCGUUACUAUGGUGAUUGCCCUAAAGGUUCAAAUUUUUUCGAUCAGUUUAUAGAAGAAAGUUGA
Stomoxys calcitrans (stable fly) is the source of this 777-nucleotide messenger RNA. RefSeq lists its product as uncharacterized. Lineage: Eukaryota; Metazoa; Arthropoda; Insecta; Diptera; Muscidae. The coding region runs from base 97 to 777 and encodes 226 amino acids. The transcript has 3 exons. The record is from RefSeq and is a predicted model, not a curated record.